This is a messenger RNA of Penicilliopsis zonata CBS 506.65, 873 nucleotides long. RefSeq lists its product as hypothetical. The transcript is spliced from 3 exons. The record is from RefSeq and is a predicted model, not a curated record. NCBI's taxonomy places the organism in Eukaryota, Fungi, Ascomycota, Eurotiomycetes, Eurotiales, Aspergillaceae. The coding region runs from base 1 to 873 and encodes 290 amino acids.
AUGGCUACAAAACUCCAUCUUCGCCUCAAGUCUCUAGAAGACGACGACCCGUGGAUCGUCGAGCAAAAGAAUUUCGCUAUCAGAAAGGACUUCCUGCAACCAGACAGCUACAUUUCCCCCGCUGACGCGGCUUUUCAGAUAAAUGAGCUUACUCCCAUGAAGCGGGAGGCGCAGGGUGAAGAGGAUGUUGAGCACCCAGAGAGCUAUAUGUGGGAGAUAUGGGGCUUCUUCAUCGAGAUUUCAAAACAGAUUCCCCAUGACCAUCCAUCACAGGACAAACUGGUCUCUCUGAUAAAAGAGCUGACCUUGUUGCCGUCAGUGGAAGUCGAAAUUUGGGGGCCGAGCGAUUGUGUUCUGCAGAAAAAGUUGCGGGUUUGGGCAGACUUGCCCUUGAUGGGGGCAGCCUGGACUGAAGCUUGGGACGAGCCCUCCGAUUAUGAUGAUUCCUAUGAAGCAUUCAAGCAAGGGAUAAAUUGGCAUGCAUUCUCGGCACGGCUCCUCCAGUCGGGUCUAACUAGAUGGUUCAUGUAUGCUGUUAGAAUCUUUCGUCUUGCCUCUGAAGAAGAGCCGUAUCGGAAAAAGGAUACGUGGGAGUAUCGAAUCUGUGCAGCUGCGCAGUGGAUCGAACAUUCCAGACAGGCAAUUUUCCAGAAAUUAGACUCCGAGUUCUCGACCAAGGAAUUGAACCAAAUGGCGGAAGGUCCUCUUUAUAAAGGGAAAGAAGGCAUGUCUCACGAGAGAUGGGAUUUUUGGGAAGCAGAAUUCCGUGCAUUUGGAGGGGAAAGGGCUGGAGAAGUGUCAGAAGAAACCGCAUCUAUAUAUCGCAAAGCUGCACAGCAGAUGACAGAGACUGGCCUUAUGAGCGAUGAAUGA